CUCCAACAGGAUCUUGGGAUUUCUUGACCGCAUCCUGUUUACCCAUCCAGCACCUGCUGCACUGUUGUCUCUGACAGUCCAGCAAUUGUGACCAUUCAGCUUGCAUGACAGCAGCACAACAGAGGCAUUUAGCUCGGUAAAUCGGCAAUAAGGUAAUUACCAGGUAAUUUGCAAUGUUGAGUGAGGGACUUUAGGCUUAUCUUUUCUCUCUCCAUCACUUCUCUCCUGCCCAUGGUCUCAAAAUCACCUCCCCACCUCGAGCUUCAAAGACCAUGCCGCCUCCAAAUUCCAUCCCAGCCCCUCCCGCCAUCACCAUGCACCGCGAAACAUUCACCACCUCCGACUCCUGCCGCAUCAGCUUCCAAACCUCCCACCCGCUCGGCGCUCUCCCCCAUGGUGAUGGAACCCAAGCCCUAACUUGCAUCCUCCUCAUCCAUGGCUUCUCCGGCUCCUCCGCCUACUUCGCCCGCAACCUCCCCAUCCUGUCCGCCCACCACUGGACCAUCGCCCCCGACUUGCGCGGCCACGGCGACUCUGGCCAUAACCCCUCCCGCGGCGGCUAUCACGUGGCACGCCUCGCAGCCGAUCUACGCGAGCUUCUCACCCUCCUUCGUCGUGCAGCGUCAGACGCGGGGCGGAGCCUCAAGUUUGUCCCCGUGGGCUGCUCCAUCGGCGCGGCGGUGGUGUGGACCUAUGUUGAACUCUUUGGCGAGGAGGCAGACCUCGCCGGCUAUGUCUUUGUGGAUCAGGCGCCGCUGCAGGAUCGGUCGCGGUUCGGGUUGAACGGACCGUGGGAUGAGCGGUUUGCGCAUAAAGGGUGUUUCGACGAGGAGAGUAUGCUUGCUGCGCAGGAGGCGUGGAUUAACGACCCCGCGGAGACGCAUCGGGGGUUGGUGAGGGAGUGUUUGGGGUAUCGGUUCUGCCCGGAGGAAGGGGACGGGGUGGGGGAGGAGGAGAAGGACAGGGAUGAGAAGUUUUUCACGGGGAUUAGUGCACUGUGCGAUGGGGGGUGGCUCGCGAGGUUGUUGGCGGACCAUACGAGGUAUGAUCAUCGGGAGGCGAUCGAGGGCAUUACAAGGCCGUUGCUGGUAAUGGCUGCGCGGAGGAGUGGGUGCUUCACGCUGGAGGGGUUGGCGGAGACGAUGGAGAGGGCAAGGAAGGGCGGCAAUCAGAUGGCUGAGAUGAUAGUGUUCGACUCGGGCCAUUGGCUAUUCUAUGAGGAACCUGAGCGAUUUAAUCAGGAGCUGCUCAAGUUCGCGGGUGCUUGCUAGGCCUUACCUUAAUUAACAUGUGCUCCCAAAGCGGUCUCGUCAUCGGAACAAGGCCUCGGCCUGAAGAACUCAGCAACAAGGCAUACACCGAGACUGGACAUCUGACCCAGCUCUCUAACACACUCCCAUAUCUAUCCGUAAUAUCCCUGACCAAGAUGCUUGCUAAUCAGACCCCAAGAUGGAACGAAUCACAUGUUUAAGUGUAUUCGCUUAAAGUGUUGAGAAACAGAAAACCGACUAAUACUUCUAGUAGAUAGCAAACACAGA
Messenger RNA from Phialemonium atrogriseum, 1538 nucleotides. Its product is annotated as Alpha/Beta hydrolase protein. Lineage: Eukaryota; Fungi; Ascomycota; Sordariomycetes; Cephalothecales; Cephalothecaceae. Bases 273 to 1271 code for a protein of 332 amino acids. The record is from RefSeq and is a predicted model, not a curated record. The transcript has a single exon.